Messenger RNA from Contarinia nasturtii (swede midge), 1746 nucleotides. Its product is annotated as G-patch domain and KOW motifs-containing protein. The transcript is spliced from 2 exons. NCBI's taxonomy places the organism in Eukaryota, Metazoa, Arthropoda, Insecta, Diptera, Cecidomyiidae. Gene Ontology annotation, biological process: mRNA splicing, via spliceosome. Gene Ontology annotation, cellular component: spliceosomal complex. The record is from RefSeq and is a predicted model, not a curated record. The coding region runs from base 142 to 1668 and encodes 508 amino acids.
UGAAAACGGCUUGCUUUAAAACGUUUUCAAAACAUUUACAUGAGACACACGACAAAAUCUUUUAUUAUUGUAUAAAUUAAUUGUAACAUUUCUAUUUCAUCAAAUGUUGUGCAUAUAAUUAACAAAACUAAAGUAUUCAAAAUGUCGGAAAAGAAGAUUUCAUUUGGUUUCAAACAAGUUAAAAAACAACCGGUGCUGUUGCCCAAUAAAAUUGGUGAUGACAAAGACAAGAAAAAUGACAUUGAGUUAAUUCAGUGUUUAGAGGGUCAAACCAUUAAAUUGGUAAAUGAAAAGAAAAAUGAAGACGAGAAACCACUCGUAAUUCCGCUGCUGAAUAGCCAAAAAACAUCUUCUGCUCUGGCUUCAUUGAGAAACCUUAAAACCAUUUUGAACGAAGAAGAACAAAAUGAUGAUGCAAAUAGCGCAAAUAAAGUGGAUGCCAAAAGUACCGAAGUGACGCAACAAAAUGCUCCGAUGACCAUUGAACAACGAGUUGUAACGGAAUUAUUGAAUGAAGCAAAAAAUAUCGAAGAAAAUGUUGACAUAUAUGGAGAUAAGUUGACGUUACCAAUGGCAGCUGAUAAGCUACCACUCGAUGGAGCUAAACAGUCCUCCAUGGAUGAUUACGCUAGCAUUCCAAUAGAUAAAUUUGGAAUGGCCAUGUUGAGAGGUAUGGGAUUAAAAGAUGAGGAGAUUAUUUCGAAGAAAAACAAGGAUCCAGAGCUACGACCAAGGGGCAUGGGUUUGGGGGCUGACAAAAUUGUUAAAAAAGUUAAACCACUAGUGGCGCCAGCCCAGAAUGAAAAACUGGAAAUCAAGAAAAAUGCAUACGUUCGCAUUUUGGCUGGAAAAAACAAAUACUUAUAUGGUCAAAUUGAGGGAUUAGAUGAUCAAGCGUGUCGUGUUAUUGUUAGACUUGCGGUUGGCGGCGCCAGGGAAGCCCUUAACGAAUUCAUGGUGCAACCAGUUUCAAAACAAGAAUUUCUACAGUACGGAAAAGUUAUAAACUCCGCCAAAUAUGAAGAAUACAUAAGAAAAAAUGAUGAAAAAGAGUUAAAACAGGAGGUAAAGAAAGAAGUUAAGCACGAAGGAGGCGAAUCAAGGUCCAUUUCGCGCGAACGGGAUGAAAGUUCUUCGAGAUCCAGACGUGAACCAAGUCCACACGAGAGCAAAAUGAAAAGUGACAGAAAUGAUGAAAGCAAUUCACGACACCGCAGUAGAGAGCGUAGCAAUGAUCGAAGUCGAGAAAAAAGCCAACGAAGUCCAUCUCAUGAUCGUUACAAAUCCAAAGAGAUUGAUCAUAAUUCAUAUAAAAGUCCAUAUGACAGCCGUCGCAGUCGGUCGACAGAAAAAUAUAGUAAUAAACCGUCAUCUAGUACUCGAAGAGAACGCUCAACAGAUCGAUUUAGAAACCGAUCAACGGACGACAAAUAUCGGCGACAUCACGAAAAAUCAAGAUCACCCAACAAGAGAUGUUCAUCAUCAGAUAGCGAUAGCUCCGACGAUUCCCGGCACAACAAACGAUCGCAUCACAAAAAAUCGAAAAAGAAGCACAAGAAAAAGACUUCGAAAGCUUACUAUAGUUCCGAUGAUGGUGAUAGUCACAAUUAUAAGAAGAAAACAAAGAAAAGCAAGCGUCAAAGAUCUAGAUCAAGAGGGCGUCGAUAGAAUUUUUUUAAUUUUUGAUAAUCUUUUCCAAGCUGUAUAAAUAAUAAACUUUUCAACUUGAACACAAGUGUGCACAAA